CAGGCUCGUCCCCGCCCCCUCCCUCUGCCCGGGCUCCUCCAACUCCUGGGCUGGUCGGGUGCCGCCCGGGCGAGGGCUGGGGAGCUGGUCCGUGCAGCCAGUACCCCUUCUCCGCUCUCCUGCGGCGAUCCGCCGGCUGGACGCGCUGGAGAAGUUGAGCCGCGCCCGGGCCGGCCGUAGGGGCUGACGGUCGGCAAAGUUUGGCUCGAAGAGGAAGUGGCCUCAAGCCCCGGCAGGUGGCGGCCAGGCCUGGACACGGGCGCUCGCGGCCUGCAGGCGGGCUCUGGGCGACGGCGCGCCCCGCAGCCGGGCCUCAAGCCGAUUCCCGGGGCUUCGGGAACCGGCCUCGGGAGAGAGUGCGGCGGCGGCGGGGAAAACAACUCCGAAGUUGGCGAGAGGUACCGCCCCUGCUCCCGGGCCACCGCCGCCUCCCCGCCCCCAGCCCUGGCAUCCCGAGCACCGGUCGAGGAGCCCGAGCCAUGGAACCCCCUCGAGGAGGCGGCACUGGAGGGCCUGGACGCUCGGAACGGCGCCGCUUCCCCACUGGGUAGACGACAGAAGCUCCGGGACUCUUUCUGCUUCUCCGGCUCUCUCAGUAUGCUACCGGCCAUCCUCCUCCUCCUCCUGGGAGGAGCGCUGGCCCAUCCAGACCGGAUCAUUUCCCCAAAUCCUGCCUGUGAGAAUCCCCCUGCAGUACUCUUGGAAGUGAAGGGCACCUUACAGAGGCCCCUGGGCCGGGACAGCCGCAACUCCCCUGCCAACUGCACCUGGCUCAUCCUAGGCAGCACGAAGCAGACUGUAACGGUGAGGUUCCAAAAACUGCACCUGGCCUGUGAUUCAGAGCGCUUAAUCCUGCGUUCCCCUCUCCUGCCACAGAUAGUCCUGUGCGACGCACCGACCAGCCCUCUGCAUCUGCCUGGGGGCAACGUCACCAUCACCUACAGCUAUGCCGGGGCCAGAGCACCCAUGGGUCAGGGCUUCCUGCUCUCCUACAGCCAAGGUGGGCUGGACAGGGAUGUCCAUGAGGCCAUUAACACAGGCAGUGGGAGCCCCAGGGAGGAGGAGAGGAUCCUGUCAGCUCUGAUGCUUCACAGCCCCUCUCCAGAGGGGCUGCAAUGCCAGCGGGAAGAGUUCCGGUGCUUGAACCACCGCUGUGUGCCAUUGGCCCAGCACUGCGAUGGGGUGGAUGCGUGUGGUGAUGGCUCGGAUGAGGCAGAUUGCAGUUCAGACCCCUUCCCUGACUUGAACCCAGGCUCUGUCCCCACGCCACCGUGCAAUCACACGUUGGAGGAUUUCUAUGGCGUCUUCUCCUCUCCUGGAUACUCACAGCUGGCCUCAGUCUCCCACCCCCAGUCCUGCUUCUGGCUGCUGGACCCCCAUGAUGGCCGGCGCCUGGCAGUGCGCUUCACGGCCCUGGACCUGGGCUAUGAAGACGCAGUGCAUGUGUAUGAUGGUUCUGGGCCUCCCGAGACCUCCCGGCCGUUGCGCAGGCUCACCCGCUUCAACAACGGCAAGGCUGUCACCGUGGAGACGCUGUCUGGCCAAGCCAUAGUGGCCUACCACACAGUUCCUUGGAGCAAUAGUCGGGGCUUCAAUGCUACCUACCACGUGCAGGGCUACUGCUUGCCUUGGGACCGACCCUGUGGCUUAGGCUCUGGCCUGGGGCCUAGCGAGGGCCUAGGCGAGCGCUGCUACAGUGAGGCCCAGCGCUGCGAUGGCUCAUGGGACUGUGCCGAUGGCACCGACGAGGAGAACUGCCCCGGCUGCCCACCCGGACACUAUCCAUGUGGGGCUGCUGGUUCCCCUGGUGCCACAGCCUGUUACCUGCGUGCUGACCGCUGCAACUACCAGACCUUCUGUACUGAUGGAGCCGAUGAGAGACGUUGCCGGCACUGCCAGCCUGGCAACUUCCGAUGCCGGGAUGAGAAGUGUGUGUAUGAAACAUGGGUGUGCGACGGGCAGCCAGACUGUGCCGACGGCAGUGAUGAGUGGGACUGCUCCUAUGCUCUGCCCCGCAAGGUCAUUACGGCCGCGGUCAUUGGCAGCCUCGUGUGCGGCUUACUGCUGGUUAUCGCUCUGGGCUGCACCUGCAAACUCUAUGCCAUUCGCACCCAGGAGUACAGCAUCUUUGCUCCCCUGUCCCGGAUGGAGGCCGAGAUUGUGCAGCAACAGGCACCUCCGUCCUAUGGGCAGCUCAUUGCUCAGGGCGCCAUCCCACCUGUAGAGGACUUCCCCACAGAGAACCCUAAUGAUAACUCAGUGCUGGGCAACUUGCGUUCUCUGCUACAGAUCUUGCGCCAGGAUAUGACUCCAGGGGGUGGCUCAGGUGCUCGCCGCCGCCCGCGGGGCCGCUCGGUGCGCCGCCUGGUGCGCCGUCUCCGCCGCUGGGGCCUGCUUCCUCGAGCCAACCCCCCAGCCCGGACCCCUGAGACCAGAUCCCCGGUCACACCUGCUGAUGCUCCCCUUGAAGCCCUCGAUGGCAGCACAGGCCCAGCCCGUGAGGUUGGGGCAGUAGGUGGGCAGGAUGGGGAACAGGCACCCCCACUGCCUGUCAAGGCUCCCCUCCCAUCUGCCAGCACAUCUGCAGCCCUUCCUACUGUCCUCGAGGCCCCAGGGCCGCUGCCCUCAGCACUCCUAGAGCCAUCACUGCUGUCAGGAGUGGUGCAGGCCUUGCGAGGCCGCCUCCUGCCCAGCCUUCGGCCAGCAGGACCAACGCAGAGCCCUCCUGAACCUCACACAGCAGCCCUGUCCCCAGACGAUGAGGACGACGUGCUUCUGGUGCCACUGGCUGAGCCCGGGGCCUGGGUAGUUGAAGCGGAGGAUGAGCCACUGCUUGCCUGAGGUGACCCGGCUCCCGGAGGCCCUGGUCCCAGUGAUAACACCCGUCAGAGAACAUCUCAGCUUCUCUUUCACUACUUCCUUCCAUGGCCCUUGGUGAACCUCCCUUUGACCCCGUUGGCUGUUGUAAGCUUAGGUGUCCCUCGGGCAGGGAGAGGGCUCACACGGAGCGCACUCUGUACGUGGCCGGACAGCCUCUCCAACACCCUCUCUCCACACCACCACCAUUCGGGUGGCUCUUUUAAAAAAGUAAAGUUCUUAAGGGGUUGUACGUAGGCCUGAACACUCCAUCGUUGCCAACACCCCACCCAAAAGUGGCCUUAAGCACUGGAAUGCCAAUCAGCUAGGGACCUCCAGCCCCCAAGGGGAGGAUUUGGGCAGGGCCUGAGGUUUUGCCAACUGUGAUCUUUCCUAUAGGGCCCGGCUCAUAAAAAGAGCACAAUACAUGCUUCUGUCCCAUAGUUAGGUCAUUGCCCAAGGAGUCAAGGUUGAAAAUAAAGGAAUCAGAAGUUUAA
Rhinolophus ferrumequinum (greater horseshoe bat) is the source of this 3353-nucleotide messenger RNA. RefSeq names its product LDL receptor related protein 10 (gene LRP10). Gene Ontology annotation, cellular component: plasma membrane. NCBI's taxonomy places the organism in Eukaryota, Metazoa, Chordata, Mammalia, Chiroptera, Rhinolophidae. The transcript has 6 exons. Gene Ontology annotation, molecular function: protein binding. The record is from RefSeq and is a predicted model, not a curated record. The coding region runs from base 598 to 2841 and encodes 747 amino acids.